Messenger RNA from Rotaria sp. Silwood2, 2136 nucleotides. The record is from the annotation of a GenBank genome assembly. Lineage: Eukaryota; Metazoa; Rotifera; Eurotatoria; Philodinida; Philodinidae.
AUGGAAAUCGUGUUGAAAAUAGCAGAUGUCGCCUGGAAAAUCAAAAUUCUUGUCGACAAUGUUCGUGCAAAUAGAAAACGAUGUCGACGUUUGAACGAUCGAAUAUCAGUUCUCGUUCCAUUGCUUCAACAAUUACAUGGGAAAAAAUCGUUGACAACGAAGUAUGCAGCAGCAUUGGAACGAUUACUCGUUUGUGUUCAACGUUGUUAUGCAUUUAUAAAGAAAUUUACUGAGAGUAAUUGGUUUGUUCGAGUUUAUGAUCAAGCAUGUCAUCGGGAUACGUUUGAUGAAUUAAAUCAAACUCUUUAUUCAUGUGCAACAGAUUUAAAUUUAGCUUUAGCUAUACAAAAUCAUUUCAAACGUGAACAGGACGAAAUUGAUCGACGUGAUGAUAAAGAAUUUUUAUCGAACAACUUUGACAAAAUUAUUCGCUUACAAAGUGAAUAUUCACAACAACACACAGUUCAACUGGGCAAUAUUGAACGCAUGUUCCAAUCAUUGAUCGAUAAUAACAAACAGAACCUUGAGGCAUUAAUGGACGAUUACAAACGACAGAAAAUGCGUGAAGAGGAAAAACUCUUCGUUCAUGUUCAAUACAGUCAAGUCAUACUCCAACAAUUGAUCGCUACUGCCAGUUCGGGUAACGUGUACAGAGGACGAUGGAGCAAUUCGAAAGUUGUCGUCAAAGAGCUGAAGAUUUCUGCUAUGAGAGGACAUGAACGAGAGGAAUUUGUCAAAGCCGUAGAGAUUCUUACGCGUAUUCGUCAUGAAAAUGUUGUACAACAUCUCGGUGCAUGUAUUGAAGAACCGGAUCGUUAUCUCGUUCUUAGUGAACUAAUGCCUUUAGGAUCCUUGAAUGCUAUUUUACGAGACAAAAAAUUAGAAUUCACAUGGAUUGAUCGUUGGUCUAUUGCUAAACAGAUUACAAACGCUAUUCUCUAUCUUCAUACGUUUUGCUCACCGCCGAUUAUUCAUAAAGAUAUCAAAUCGUCGAAUAUUCUUUUGGAUUAUUAUGGUGGUGAUCGGCGAAAAUAUCGAGCAAAAGUAAACGAUUUUGGAUUAGAUCAAAUUCAUGGUGCGGUUGGCACUCUAGCUUGGUCUGCACCGGAAACUUUGCGAACAAUGAAUCGACGUGAGUUUAAUUCAGCCAGUGAUGUUUACAGUCUGGGUGUGGUCAUGUGGGAAUUGACCACAAGUCAAGUACCUUAUGCAAAUCAGUCAUCCGAAGAAAUCAUUCGCCGGAUUUGCGAAGGUGAACAAUUACCCGUUUCGUAUGAACAUAUUCCACGAAUAUUUGCGAAUAUUCUUUAUCAAACAUGGAAUCAGGACGUAGACGAACGACUCUCUUGUGUGCAAGUAUACGCUCGUCUAGCCAUCGGUUCGAAAAGAGCUGAUUUCAAUGAAAAUUUGUGGCCCGAUACCGUCAAGUCAUCACCGAUUCAUCUCGAUCCACCCAAUGUUUUAGAUCAUCUGUUAACGUUGAAAUAUCAAUCGGAUCAACCAAUUGAACAUCGCAAUAUACAAGCAAUCAGCGAAGCUGCCAAUGAAUUAUUCAAUUUAAAGAAAAGCAAUCCGAAACCAAUUACAGCAACUUCUUUUGAACAUUUGAUAAGCAUUGGUGAAUCAUUUUUGGAAGCGAAGACUGAUGUCAACUCGUACAUUAGUGCGACUUGCCAAUUAAUUGGUCUCUUCGCUGAAAACUUUUCAAUGAACCCAAUUAUUGUUGAACAAGGUGGUGUUCUCUUUCUUCUGCAUGUGAUUCAAACCUUUGCUGAUACAGACCAAGCCAUAGUGAAGCAAGCAGGUGAUGCUCUCAGCAAAUUGAAUAGUUAUGUUCAAAAUGAUUCAUCAACAAGCAGCCAGGUUCCUAAUCAGACUGAAGUAAAUAAGAAAAUCCAGUACAAUACCGACGAAUCUGAUUCAACAAUGAUCUUACGACAAGUAACACAGCAAGUCCAAUUGGAAGGUCAUGCAGAUGAACAUGUAUUGACUAUGAUCGACGAACUACUUGAAAAUACACCGGAUGAAGUUGACGACGAAGUCUCACAUAAAAAGAAGAACAAGCAAAGUUCUUCAGAGAAAAAGUGGCACAUUAAAUAUGUCUUUGGUAAGAAAAGUUCUUCACAAAAGAAAUAG